CCCCCCGGACCAUGACGCCGCCAGAUCUACACCCGCAUUUCCCAGCCUUGCUGCGCCGCCUCGACCAUGACCAUGGCACCGACCGCUGAGACGAAAGACGCAAACCACGAAUCCCUCUCCAACAACAACAACAACACCAGCACCAACACCAUGGACGGCGACACCUCGACCACCGACACCACCGACACCCUAACCCUCACCCUCACCCACCACGGCACCCGCCACGCCAUCACGCUCCCCUCCUCCGCCACCAUCUCGGACCUCUCCACCUUCAUAGAAACCGACCUCCACAUCCCACCCUCGCACCAAAAGCUGCUCAUAAGCCCGAAACCCGGUCUGCAACGGCCACCAUUCAAAGACCCCACACUCUUACUCUUGCCGCUCGCCUCGCGCAAAUUCCAGCUCAUAGGCAGCACGCCCUCCGAAAUCGCCACGCUACAAACACGGGUCUCGCACAGCGCCGCGCAGCACGCCGCACGCACAGCCCGGAACUACGCCGUCGCGCCCGCCGUGCCCGCGCGCACCGCCGGCCGCGGCGUACGCGGCAGCGCGCUUGCCGCCGCCGACGCAGCAUACACGUUCCACGUGCUGCGGCCGCUGCCGCACCUGCCUGCGCCCGAGCGGAGCCUGCGCUUCCUGGAGCGGCUGCGCGACGAUGCGGGGGUGCGGGCGGCGAUGCGCGCGCACCGCUUCAGCGUGCCAUUGCUGACGGAGAUGGAUCCGGCGGCGCAUACGACGCACGAGGGGCGCACGCUGGGGCUGAAUAGGAACAGGGGCGAGGUUAUUGAGUUAAGGCUGCGCACGGAUGCUGGCGAUGGGUAUCGCGAUUAUAAAACGAUUCGCAGAACGCUGUGUCAUGAGCUCGCGCAUAAUGUGUGGGGCGACCAUGAUCGCAAUUUCUGGGCGCUGUGUCGGCAGAUUGAGGGGGAGGUGGAGCGGGCGGAUUGGACGAGAGGGGGUAGAGCUGUUGGCGACGCUAGCGGUGGUGCUGCUGCAGAGGCGUAUAUCCCGCCCGAGCAGCGCAACGACGUCUUCGACCACGGGGCCUGGACAGGCGGCGAGUUUGUGCUUGGGAGCGGCAGCGGCAGCGGGAACGGUGGUGGUAAUGUGAGUCCCGCCCGCGGCCCCCUCGAAGGCAGUUCCGGCCACGUGCAGCUGGCCAACCCGGCGCUGAGCCGACGGGAAGUGCUUGCGCGGGCGGCGGACGAGCGGGCUCGGCGGACGCGGCAGGCGGAUGUGGAGGGUGAGGAUGGGAGUGCGGAUGGGAGUGCGAGUGGGAGUGGGAGGGAGGACGGCGCGGAUGAUGAUAGGGGAAGUGGUUGAUGGUUGAGUUGUUUGUGCUUCCUCUUCCUCUUCUUUCUCCUCUUUUCUUCUCUACCUUAUCCUUUCUCUUCUCUUCGCUUCUCUCCUCUUCCCCUUCAAUCCAGCGCCACCUUUGCAUUUUGCAUUUCCCUUUAUCUGGUCUUCCUAGCGGCAUGAGCAAGCAAGCAAGCAAGCGCUUUAUACCAUAUAUACACUUUUCCACCCCUCUAACCCUCUACCACGUACCUACCUAUCCACUUACAUACAUACCACGUACAUAGAGCACAGCACCACCACAACCAGCACCACCAGCGUCACAGCUACACACAACCCUAGUUCCAUACAUAGAAGCCCAUCUAAUACUACG
This is a messenger RNA of Aplosporella prunicola CBS 121167, 1669 nucleotides long. RefSeq lists its product as uncharacterized. NCBI's taxonomy places the organism in Eukaryota, Fungi, Ascomycota, Dothideomycetes, Botryosphaeriales, Aplosporellaceae. The transcript has a single exon. The record is from RefSeq and is a predicted model, not a curated record. Gene Ontology annotation, molecular function: proteasome binding. The coding region runs from base 67 to 1323 and encodes 418 amino acids.